Pygocentrus nattereri (red-bellied piranha) is the source of this 5912-nucleotide messenger RNA. It is a transcript of the gene itgb8, whose product is annotated as integrin, beta 8. The transcript is spliced from 16 exons. Gene Ontology annotation, molecular function: integrin binding. NCBI's taxonomy places the organism in Eukaryota, Metazoa, Chordata, Actinopteri, Characiformes, Serrasalmidae. Gene Ontology annotation, biological process: cell migration; cell adhesion mediated by integrin; integrin-mediated signaling pathway. Gene Ontology annotation, cellular component: integrin complex; focal adhesion; cell surface. The record is from RefSeq and is a predicted model, not a curated record. Bases 423 to 2795 code for a protein of 790 amino acids.
UAAAGGCGGGCCGGCCACAGCGCGCUGGCUCACACAAACCGAACCGAUGCGUCCGCAGGCCGGACCGUCACUGGAGCGCUCUACCGACAGUUCCGGUCACUGGAGCCCGCUGAUGGCCGUGACGAAGCCCGGCCAUGGCCGCCCCACCUGCGCCCCGCAGCGCGCAUGCUUUCGUCCAGCCCAAGCAAAGGAGAUUUCGGUGCUGGGGGGGUUCGCAGCGAUAAUCUGAUUUAUUUUCUUUUUUUUCGGUCGGGUUUGUGUGUGUGUGUGAGAGAGAGAGAGAGGGAGAGAGAGAGAGAUGUGUGUGUGAUGUGAAGGCGGCGGGAUUUAAGCUCUCUUUUGUUCGGGAGAGCGCGGACGUGACGAACUCUCGGCGUUCACGAGCUACCUGGUCUUCUUCUUCUGUGCCCCUCGAUGCUGCUAUGACGUCCUGGCUGCGUAAGAAGUGCAGCAUAACCCUCCGGAGCGUGCUGGUCAUCCUCACUGCGUCAGCCGUUGCGUCCUAUCAUUCGGUGGAGAAGCGCUGUGCGUCACCCUUCGUCUCGACGUGCGGAGAAUGCCUGAGCCGUGGACCGGAAUGCGCCUGGUGCUUUCAGAAGAGGUUUCUGGAUGGAGCACAUGUAAGCGAAAGAUGUGAUUCUGCUGCUCAGCUGCUGCUAAAAGGCUGUGCGGAGGAAUUUAUAGAGAACCCCAGAGUGAAAGUGGAGGUGAACACCACCCUGAGCAGUUCACAGGUGGCUCCCAGAGAUAUCUCCAUCCAGCUCCGACCAGGAAGUGAGGCAAGCUUCAUUGUGGAGGUGAAGCAGUUGGAGCGCUAUCCUGUGGACCUGUACUACCUGGUGGACGUCUCGGCCUCCAUGCAGGACAACCUGGACCGCCUGAAGACUGUUGGAGCAACCCUUUCUCACCGCAUGAGGGAGCAUUCCAGCGACUUUCGAGUGGGGUUCGGGUCAUUCGUGGACAAGCCGGUCUCACCCUACAUUGAUGUGCACCCUUCUAAAAUCGUUAACCCUUGCAGUGAUUAUGAGGUUCAUUGCCGACCAGCUCACGGCUUCAUCCACGUCCUUCCUGUGACGGAGAACAUGACGGAUUUUAAGCAUGUGAUCCAGCAGCAGAGGAUCUCUGGUAACAUGGACACGCCAGAGGGGGGCUUCGAUGCCAUGCUGCAGGCAGCCGUGUGUCAGAAGGACAUUGGCUGGCGUCCUGAAGCUAAACAUCUCCUUUUGGUCAUGACCGACCAGCCAUCCCACCUGGCUCUGGACAGCAAACUGGCUGGCAUUGUGACGCCCAAUGAUGGACGCUGCCACCUAGUGGACAACACCUAUUCCCAGUCUGCCAAUAUGGAGCACCCGACUGUUGGACAGCUUGCCGAGAAGCUUCUAGAAAACAACAUCUACUCCAUCUUUGCCGUGGAUCAGAUGCAAUAUAAGUGGUAUGAGGACUUGGUGGAUUUUCUUCCAGGCACUUAUCUGGGCAAAUUACUUCCCAAAGCCUCUAAUCUCACAAACUUAGUGGUGGACGCCUAUAAGAAACUCCUGUCUGAUGUUGGGGUGGAAGUAGGAAUCGAGGACAGUGAGGCUCACAGAUUUUGGGUCAAUGUGUCGCCGAUCUGCCCAAACGGAUCCAGUGUGGCGAGGAAUGGCAAAUGUUCCAACGUCCAACCCAAACAAACAGUCUUCUUCAACAUCACAGUGGGAAUGCAUUCAUGUCCGGCUGAGGACCUGCAGAAAGGGGAGGAGGUUCUCGUGGUGGUGAAGCCUGUGGGAUUUAAUGAGUCGGUGACCGUGCGAGUCCAGCAGGCCUGUGGUUGUAGCUGUGGUGAGGCAGGACUUUGCCAUGAGGAUCCGGAACCUACCAUCUGCAUACCUGUUCCUGGAGCCAGUCCUGCAGCUGAGCGGAGGGUGAUGGACAGCUGUCGAGAGGAAAGCAGUGGCCUGGUGUGCAGCGGCAGGGGAGCCUGUGUGUGUGGGGCGUGUGUGUGCGACGACAGCAACCUCGGGACCAUCUACGGAAGAUUCUGCGAGAAGGACGAUUUCUCCUGCCCUUAUGACAGGGGUGUAGUGUGUGGAGGUCGUGGUCAGUGUGUCUCAGGGGAGUGCUUGUGUCAGCUUGGCUGGACAGGAGAGAACUGUGGCUGCCCGGCGUCCACAGAGAGCUGCUUGUCUGCAGACGGCUCGGUGUGCAGCGGCAAAGGAAAAUGUGUGUGCGGCAAGUGUGUGUGUAAUGACCCGCGGUAUUCUGGAGCGUUCUGUGAGAAAUGUCCCACCUGCUCAAACUCCUGUCAAUCACACUGGAGCUGCGUGGCCUGCCACCUGUCUAAAGGCUUUGGACGGGACGAUGAGCAGCAGUGCAAUAAAAGCUGCACCUCACUGGUGGCAUAUGUCGAUGACAUCACUGAGCUGAUCAGAGGGAAGUACUGUUUGUACCACAGCAGAGACCAGUGCUUUUUCAGAUUCCACAUGGAGCUGGCAACACACGGACCCCAGCUGCACAUUAGCAGGCAUGCCGAGUGUAUGUCGAGCCAGCGGUACUUUAAGACCUUUCUCAGCGUCUUCCUCCUCACUGUAGUGCUGGGCCUGGGCAUCCUGGCUGUUGUCCGUCUGCUCCUCUGGAACAAAGACUGGUCACGGAGGGUGAAAGACAGUGAGCAGUAUGAAGACAACAAUAAGAACUCAGCGUACGCACCCACCGCUAAUGAGAAGACAAUAACCUACAGACGGGACCGCCUCCCCGAGCUCCCCAUGGAGAUGCAUGUCCACGUUCCCAAGAUGCCCCUGAAUGACAUCUGGCCAUGACAGGAUGAAUGAGAAGAGAAGAGUGAGCGAGAGCAAUAAGUGAAUUAAUGCACAUGUUUCCACAAGCACACUUCAUUCUUCCUUGGUUGUUGUUUUCUUCUUCUGAUACGGUAAUUUAAUUAUAGUUUAUGUUCUGUUGCGUUGGGUGGCAUUUCGGCUCUUCUCUCCCGAGGCCACUCGGGUGAGAAGAGGAAUGAUACUAUUUACAGGGGCUAACGUCGUUGGACAGUGAACAAUAGUAAAGUAAAUUCAUGCUUAAUAGAUAUUAAGCAUUAGCUCUGGAGAGCCUUUCAUGUCCACCGUUUUUUAACCUUCGCUAAUAUGGUUCCUGUGGGUUAAAAGUGCAUUUGGACAGUCUUCGUAACAAAAUGCACACAGCUGAAUCAUAAAUACCCGGUUUUUGCGUUCAAGUGCUCACUGGAAACCAGUACAUUUAAGUCCACCACAGCAGGGUCUGUAUAUCUGCUGUGAUAAACUAUUAUGAUGUCAUCAAUCACUACAAAAAGGAUUUAUUGUAAGGCCCUGCCUUAUUACUAUAGUUAGGCUUAAAGGGAAUUUCCGCCAGUGUUUCAAAAGUUCUGCAUAAUUCAGUCACUGAGAUGUAGACAGAGUUGUUCAGAGUGGUUUGAUAUGAUUGUAGAGAAACUUGCAGACUCAGAUUUCUUUACAGUGGUAAGGGGACCAGGGGUCAUGAUGUCAGUAACACAAAUAUAGCCAUUUUAUUUACUAACCAUAAGAACCAAUGAACAUCCACUGAUUUUCAAAUGUAAAGUUGAUAAUGUGAAACCUGAAAAAAUAUAACUUGAAUGGAUAAUGGAUGGAUAUUUGAAUAAAUUGUUUUUAAAAAUAGCAUUUUAAGCCAAAAGCUUGUGUCACAACUACUGCAAAACAAUGUCUCAUAUUUCGUACACCAUGCAGUAGCUUUCUGUGAAGGAGCCUUUAGGGGCAUUAAUCUUCUUGCACAUCUGGUUCCUUUCACCACCACGGUGAACAAUUCAGGCUUGGCAAGUUUCUCUAGAACAGAGCAUUUCACACCAAGCCACUCUGAAUGACUUUUUUAUGCCUCAACCAUUUAAUUGUACACAAGUUUUGAAAAAUCUGUGGACUUCCCCUUGAAAUUAGGCAGCAUCUUAAUGAUUGAAUUACAUGGAAAUGUUUAAAAAUUGGUAGAAAUUCCCCUUCAAUUUUACAAUCAUUUACACACAUUAUGAUAUAGAACGUGUCACUGAUAUAGUCACCAUUGGUACUUUUAUUUUGUAAAAAUACAGUGAAUGUGCUGGAGCACUUUGCAACUAGUAUACUUAAGCAAGUUUCACACACUUACUUGUAUUUACUUUACUAGCUCUUGGAACACAAUCUGUAGCAUGCUCGGAAAUUUACAAAUUUACCAGUCUACGAGGACUGGCCGAACGCACCCCAAGACCUCGGUCAGGAAUGCUGAGACAGUGUUGCAGCUGUCCCAGACCUAGCUGACUCUGCUAACACAAAGCAACACAGUUUAUGCAUUGUCUUGAAGCAUGAGCCUGUAGCUUGACCAAAAAACCUGGUCAGCCAUUUGCAGCCUGACUGCAGCUUUAACCUCUCCAGGUGAGUUAAGUGUUCUGAAAGUGGACAGUUCACCUCUAUGUCCAGUUCUCUUUGGCCUCUGUGUGGUAGGUGAUGGUACUGUAGUUUUUAUUUAUGUGCGAGUGUCUGAGUGUUUGGUACUUAUUUAUGUUUUAUUUAGCCUCAAUUUAAUGAAAUGGAACACUACGUUUCUGUUGAAGAGCCCACACUACUCAGCCGUAGCCAUGAAAAACCUCAACUUAGAACCACUCCCUGGGAUUCUUCUGCCGUCUAGUGGCCAGUUUUGGGCAAGACCCAGAAAGUUAUCCAAGAUUUUUUAGCACAGUGCCAUGUGAGUCAGAGACCACCCUUGUUUACUUGAUAUACUGUCAGAACAGCUAUUAAGUUAUUUUAUGAAAGCAGAAAUGCACUAAACUAAAAACGGGUGACGGGGACAGUUUUGGUGUCUACCAGGUCUUCCAGUUGGUUGUUAGGAGUCCCAUUUUCUCUGUAGCUUUGUUAACUUUUUGAGCUCCGUUUUUGGAAACUCCUAUUUUUUUUCUCUACUUUCUCCGUGUUUAUGCAAGUCAAGUAUCUUAUAUCAAUCAAAUCUUUGAUCAAAUAUCUCCUGAAUUAUGAAAUAAUUUGCUGUACUGAUUGGAAAUUAAGCAAAACAAGGGUGGUCUCUGAAUUUUGCACUGUACUGUCUUCAGCAAUUCUCAUUCAGCAGAGGUUGCCUGAGUUUCCAUAUAAACAUAUGAGCUUAAAGCAUGAAGUCCAGUUGGUCAUAAAUACAGCAAUUACUGUCAUUUGUCCAUCUUAAUAAUGAUGUUUUCACUUUGAGGUGCACUGCCAGAAACUGGAAUUUUGCUGUGGUCGCUUGCACCUGUGUUCCUCGCCUGGGAUACUGUAUUUUUUUUUUCUUUGGGUGUAAAUUUUGAGAAGCGUGUCGACUGUUUGCCAGUGUGAACUGCCACGCUAACUAGCUGCACUUGUGUAUGUCAAACUACUGAAGUCCAGCAAUGGUACUGACCCAUUUACUGGAAAGAAGGCGAAGCAGGAGUUGAUUCAGAACUGAAGAUAUGGAUUACAGAGACUGUCUUUGGCCUGCUUUGUCAUAUUAGUGGCGUCUCGUAGGCCUGCUGGAGAGUCCAGUCAUUCCUGUGGCUUGUAGACCAGUUUUACCACUGUUUACAUCAAACAUUCAUCCAAACACUAAAAAAGGUUUAUUUAUUUCUUUCUGUUUCUUAGUUUCUUUGUGUUUUUGCUUUUCUUUGUAGAGGUUUUGUUGCUGUCCUGUAGAAUGUUACUGAGAACCACAACGGGACUAUUUGGUACGCUGUGGUAAUAAUUGUAGACAUAGGUCUUAAGCACUAAUUCAGCUCAGUGUGGAUUUACUGCUGUCUGUGAUUAUUGUUUUCCAUUAAAUAAUCAACAGACCCAGUGAUAAUCUUUGGCAGCCAAAUCAUCAAGUAAUUGGGCAUUACAUUCAUUAACGGCACUUUUGUUUUUCUAUCACCAUUUGAUGUGAAAAACGAUUGUUUUCAAUAAAUAAAAAAACUCAAUACUGUC